AUGAAGAAUAUAUUAACUUUAAAAAAUGGUGAAUUGGAACUAAUAAAAAAUGAUUUGGCUGAAAAAAAUUCAGAAAUAUGCUCCUUAGAAACUAAACUCAAAGAGCUAUUGCCCUGCAAUAGAUUAUCAUCAAAACAAGUCAAAAUCGGAGGUAAGACAGAUAAAAAAAAUAAUGAUAAUAUAUCAGUUAUACAGUCUCCGCCAAAGAAUCUGGACUCUUUAUCUCUUGCAAAAUAUUUUGUACAUAAGCCUAGACCUGAAAGGUCAUUGCUUCGCAAUAAGACAGAAAAUAGUCAAGUAGAUAGAGAUAUCCAAGAAUUUUUGACUCAACAAACUUUAGCCAGUUUAAAUGGACAGGCACGAAGUAGCAUUUCUCCCAAAAUAAACCCAGAGUCAUUGUCAUAUAUUAUAUCUGAGAUAAAGAAUAAUAAUAUACCAAUAAAAGAGAUUGAAGCAUUACCUGUUGUGACAUUAGGUGCUGGCGAAGCUUUGGUUAAUUAUAA
Ambispora leptoticha is the source of this 503-nucleotide messenger RNA. The record is from the annotation of a GenBank genome assembly. NCBI's taxonomy places the organism in Eukaryota, Fungi, Glomeromycota, Glomeromycetes, Archaeosporales, Ambisporaceae.